This is a messenger RNA of Pseudozyma flocculosa PF-1, 837 nucleotides long. RefSeq lists its product as uncharacterized. Gene Ontology annotation, cellular component: cytosol. Gene Ontology annotation, molecular function: oxidoreductase activity. Bases 1 to 837 code for a protein of 278 amino acids. The record is from RefSeq and is a predicted model, not a curated record. The transcript has 3 exons. NCBI's taxonomy places the organism in Eukaryota, Fungi, Basidiomycota, Ustilaginomycetes, Ustilaginales, Ustilaginaceae.
AUGUCGGCCGUCUUCAACACCACCCGGCUGCACAACAAGACGGUGCUCGUCACGGGCGCAUCCGGCGGCAUCGGCAAGUCGACGGCCAUCCUCUUUGCGCGCGCCGGCUGCAACGUCGUCCUCACCGCCCGCCGCGCAGACGCCCUCGCCGCCGCCGCACAGCAGUGCGCAGACGCCAACCGCGCCGGCCAGUCGGGCGCCGGCGGCAACUUUGCCGCAAUCACGCUCGACAUGGCCGACCGUGCCCAGCUCGACGGCCUCCUCGGCCAGCUGCCCGACUGGGCUAGGAACGUCGACAUCCUCGUCAACAACGCCGGCCUCGUACUCGGCACCGACAAGGUCGGCGACAUCGACCCGGACGAGAUCGACGUCAUGCUCAACACCAACGUCAGGGGCCUCAUCCACCUCUCCCAGAUCUUUGUCCGAGAGUUCAAGAAGCGCCAGAGCGGACACAUCAUCAACCUCGGCUCCAUUGCUGGGCGAGAGGGCUACCCGGGUGGCAGCAUCUACUGCGCCACCAAGUUUGCCGUCAACGCCUUCACCUCGGCGCUCCUAAAGGAGCUCGUCGACACGCCCAUCCGAGUGACCGAGAUCCAGCCCGGAAUGGUCGAGACCGACUUUUCCGUGACGCGCUUCCGGGGCGACAAGUCGGCCGCCGACCAGGUCUACGCCGGCCUGCAGCCCCUGACGCCCGACGACAUCGCCGAGGAAAUCGUCUGGGCCGCCUCGCGCCCGCCCCACGUCAACAUUGCCGAGUCGCUCGUCUUCCCCGUCAACCAGGCCAGCCCGUACCACUCGUACCGCGGCGGCGCGGCUGGUGGCGCUGCGAAGAAGUAG